CUUUCCUGGUCGUCAGGGGCGAAGCUGCCGAAUGAAGGAAGGCAGGGGAAUGAGGCUCUGGAGAGAAAGUGGCUGAUGUUUCCUCGCUUCACCUUACAGCUGCUCGAUCGUUUAAGAUGGCCAAGGACGUGUUCUUACUGCGCUCCUCCCGGACUCCGGUGAUCAUCAAGCAGGAGCCCGACGACGAUUCGGACGCCGACGAGCCCAAUUUGAAGAAGUCGGACGAGCUGCAGAUCAUCCACAGCGGGCAUUUCAUGGUGUCGUCUCCGCACCGCGAGCACCCUCCUAAGAAAGGCUACGAUUUCGACACCGUCAAUAAACAGACAUGUCAGACCUACUGCUUCGGAAAGUACAGCACGUCCCAUCUCUCCAUCGACGCAUCCCUGACCAAGCUGUUCGAGUGCAUGACUCUGGCGUACAGUGGAAAGUUGGUUUCACCUAAAUGGAAAAAUUUCAAAGGAUUGAAACUACUCUGGAGAGACAAAAUUCGACUGAACAAUGCUAUCUGGAGGGCAUGGUACAUGCAAUAUGUAGAAAAACGUGACAAUCCAGUUUGUCACUUUGUUACUCCAUUGGAUGGGACUAUUGAGUUUGAUGAACCUCGACGACCAGAAGCAGCUGUAACUGAAGGAAAAUUCUGGAAAAGAAGAAUUGAGAUUGUAAUAAGAGAGUAUCACAAAUGGCGCACGUACUUCAAGAAAAGGUUACAGAAGCACAAAGAUGAAGAUCUUUCAAGUUUGAUUAAACUUUCUGGAUUUGACGAUGGCGGCUCCGAAGCCUGUUAUAUUCCAUUUCAAGAUGAUGACUUGGCAGCAUGGUGUGCAAAAAGGAAAGGAAGUGAUACACCUGUCCCCAUGGAGGAGGACCAGCUCUUGGAUAUGGACAUGUUAAUGUCUGAAUUCUCUGACACACUUUUCUCAACUUUGUCCUCACACCAUCCAGUAGCUUGGCCCAACCCAAGAGAGAUUGCACAUGCAGGAAAUGCUGAUAUGAUUCAGCCUGGAUUGAUUCCGCUACAGCCCAAUCUGGACUUCAUGGACACUUUUGAACCUUUCCAAGAUUUGUUUCCCUCAACCCGCUUCCCAUCUUUGGCUGGCAGCCAGUUCUCAUCCCCCACGCCGUCUGUACCUUCUGUCACUUCUCUAGGUGCCAGCAGUUCUCCACCACAGGAAGCUAUCUUGCCGGCUAGCAAUCUAACUGGCACGAUGUCGUCAGUUAACAUUGAGGAGGAACUAAUUCCAUCUCCUGGUCCUCCUUCAGUGCUGGAUCGUGUUAAUACCAGCAAUGACAAUAGUAGUUCAAAAUUCACGGCUUUUGCUCAGAAUCAAGAGUUUCGUCCACAGACAGCACUAAACAACCAGCAGACAUUUUUGCUACUGUUUUCAUCUGAUGCGCCAUCGUCUCAGACUCCCCAAACCCAGCAACCAGAAACAGUCAAGUCUGAAGUGCCUUCCAACAUGUCUCUGAAUACCCAGUUGUUUGUAAGACCAGAGGAUCAGAAGUUUACUUUGCCUGCUUCACCACCACCACCAGCGAUUACUCAUACUGCCUCAUCUAUGUUUACACAAAUUCCUGCUGCUACUACAUUCACCCAAAAUCAGAAUCUUCAUCUUGCCACAAAACAACAAGGAGUGCCUUGUCAUGUUCCUAUGCAGCCACCAAAAGUUUCUACACCUUUUGCUGUACCAAAAGCUGGGCCUUCUCCAGGGCUUGGAAAUAGGCCUCCUAAACAGCUGCAGAAAUUUGGUCCUGCGUUGAAGUCAGACCCAGUUCCCAUAGCACCUGCUCCUUCACCAAAUGCCUUCUUAGCACAAUUUUUGGCAUCAGGUUCCAGUGCUGUUCUUGUGACUUCAAGCCCAUUAAAACACGAAAGAGUACUGGCUUGUGCGGGUAACCAACCUAGUGUGGUCAUCACGCCAACUGCCAUUGCCACGGCCACAGGUGAUUUCCAUGGCAAUAUUUUAGUUGGCCCAGCACAACAACCCGGAGUGAUGAGUACAUCACAACAGACUUCAAAACCUACCAAGGCAAGCAUUUCGCAGUUGUUUGCACCAAAUACAGCUCAGAAUGCCGUCCGGUUACAGCCCAAAGCUGAACAGGUCACUCCUACAACCUCUCACAAACAGGCACCUUCGCCCACGCCAACGAGCCGGGAUCGACAGAAUUCAGGCCAAGGAUCUCCAGCAACUACAGAGAGAAUCCCAAGCCCACAGCCUCCCAUAAACAAUUCCACAAAAGCUAAACCAGACCAACCAUUUAAGAGUCUGAGAAUGAACCAUAUUUCAGCAGAACAGAAGAGGCGAUUUAACAUUAGAAUGGGUUUUGACACACUUCACAAUCUGGUGACCACUUUAAAAUCCCAGCCUAAUAUAAAACCGAUGAGCAAUGCAGCAACACUGCAGAAAACUGUGGAAUACAUAGCAAAACUACAACAGGAGAGGUCACAGAUGCAAGAUGAAGCAAAACGUCUCAGGGAAGAAAUUGAGGAGCUUAAUGCAUCAAUCAAUACCUGCCAUAAGCAGCUUCCUGCAACGGGUGUCCCAAUGACGCAGCAACGAUUUGAUCAUAUGCAGGAACUGUUUGAUGAAUACGUCAAAUCAAGAACACUUCAGAAUUGGAAGUUCUGGAUUUUCAGCAUAAUCAUAAAGCCUUUGUUUGAUUCUUUCAAUGAUACCGUCGUGACUACAAGUUUAGAUGAUUUAUGCAAGACAACGCUGUCAUGGUUGGAUCAGUACUGUUCUCUACCAGUACUUCGACCAAUGGUACUGACCACGCUUCGUAAACUUAGUACUACUACAUCCAUUUUGUCAGAUCCAUCACUGAUGCCUGAACAAGCAACGCAAGCGGUAAACCGGAUCAAUAAUAUCAGUGGAGAUUCAUAGCAUCAACUUGUAUUGCAUGGCAUUUCCUGUGAAACGUGAGAGUCUCAUGGUCGGAGAUAACCGUCCUGGUGUGAAAGCAUGAGUAAUAUGCUAUUUUCCUUCUUCCUGUCUGUGACUUUUGCACUUUAAUGAAAAUGGAAAGCUGUGAUCUGGAUAUUUGAGCAACCUAAACCGAAUGGCUGAGUCUUAAAUGUUCCUCCUUGAAUAAGCCUUCUGAUUUUAAGGGUAAACCCAUAAUUAACACCAAAUGAUCAAAGUUAUGGCAACCCACAUCUGUGAAUAUCAGUGUCUGGAAGCCAUGUGCAUUUCAGCUCAUAUUUGACUCAAGUAACACUUGUUCAUUUUCUGCUGUACAAGGCAGCAUCAAUACGGUGCACAACCCCAUUAUGUUAACCUGGGGAAGGGAAGAGAACAGGUAGAUGGUAUUAAGGUUGUUGCUAAUAUAUGCAGAGUCCUUUUAGCAUUGUUCUUUGUGAAGCAUGAGCAUUUAUUAUUUACUCAAGAUAUUUUCUUUGUUCCAAAAUUUCAGAUUGCUUCCAAAGUUUGGAGUACAACUAUUUAGUUUAUCUUCAGCUCCAAAAGCUGCGUAUCCUCUCAGUUGAUUUCUGUUUUAUUUAGGAAACUAGCAUGUUUACCAGGACACAUUCUCCAAAAGAAAAAUCAGAAGGUUUAUCCCUAAUAAUUCAACAUUCUUUAUCAGUGCAUUACUCUGAACAAGAAAAAAGUUAAACUCAGGUACACAUAAGCUGCAAGCCCUGUGCACAGCAAUAAGACAUUGUUGUUGGUGGCUUAUGAAAGCCUAAGUUAUACUGUCUGUAUGUUUUGUAAAUUACUAUUAAAUCAAAAUGUAAUGAAUUUAACACAAGUCACCUUAAAGGAAAUAUGUUUUUGAAUAUUUACAAUGUUUGUGUUUUUUUUUCAAUUCAAUGGCCUCAAUACUAUCCUUUGAUUUCGCCCCCCCUCCAAGUAAACUUUCUGGGGAAAGUGCGGACUUUAUGUUAAAAGAACCAAAGAAAAUACUUAACUGAUGUAAAAGCAAGUGUUUUUGCAUUUAACCUCUGUUCUGGUUCACCAGUGAACAGGUAUGAAUCAUGUUAACCAGACAAUGUGUUACUAGUAGAAAGGUGCUCAUAUAUCUCACAUCAGCGCAAAGAAUCACCUUCCUUGUGUUAUUGGGAAGAAAAAGCCAAGUCCAUUCAUUAGAAAAUUUUGAAUGUUCCCCAAAGGAAAGAAAAAUCUUCAUUUUAAAGAAUAAUAAAUUAUGUUUUUGUAAUGAUGUGGCAGAAACCUUAAUUCAGAUGUGGUUGUAUUGGAUUAGACAUUGGAAAACAAAGUGAUGGUUACAUGCUGAAACUAGAUUCUGUAUGAAUUUUGUGCAAAAUCUGAAACUUAAUUGGUGUACAUAAUUGUUUUAGGGUUCUGGUCUUAACUACACAUUUUCUAUUUAGAACCAUGAUGUAUUAAAGCUUCAUUUAUAUUUUAUUAAAUAAAGUAGAAGCCAAUUCUUAUUUUUGACUUUGAUUUUGGUGGUGACCUGAUUAAGACCAUGUAAAUGUACAGUGGGCAGUGUGUACGAACAAACUACUUGCUUUUUUUAAAAAAAUAACUUCCCUGUGCACUCCAGGUGGUUUGUUUAGUAAAUGUACCAAGUGCAAACUUAAAGCCAUAGUGCAAUAAUCCAUGGCCUUAUUGAAGGGUGAAGCAGACUCAACAGACAGAAUGGAAUACUCCUGCACCUUUGUGUGUGAAAGAUCUUCGAGGUUGCUGAAGUGACAGAUAAACGAUAACCUCUAAAUAAUUAGUACAUUUGUCACGGUAGGCAUUAGAAAUCAUUGGUUAGGAACAUGUCUAAUACUAGCAGUAAAAUGUGAGUGUGUUGAGUGAGGAUCAGAAUCCCAUUUGAUUCUGACGUCACCAUGGGCAUUCUGCUAGUAAUAAAGUCAUAUGCCCAUAUUUGGAGAAAGUGCCAGAGUUGACAGCACUUGUGGAACUCAACCAAGUGCCUUUUAGAGGAAGUGGGAAUAUUAAAUUUGGUCAUGAAAUGUGGUACAGUGCUAGUUGAUGAACUGAAUGUUUUGUUUUAAACUUGGCCUUUUAUGCCAUUUAAAGAAAAAUCAAUUUGGUUCAUUUCACCAGUACUUUUGAAAGAGUUAUAUAAUUAGACCUACUCCCUUCCUGUUUCUACUCAUCCGUACAAUAUUUUCCCUUUCAAGUCCUUAUUCCAGUUUCUUUUAAAAAGUACUAUUUAAUCUGCUUCUAGUCUUUAAGUGGUGCACCGUAGCUUGCUCUUUUAAAAUGUAAACUUCACAUGGUGCUGAUGAAUGAAGAAGAUUUAACCACCCGAGUUGAUGUUUUCCAUUUUGGGGGAAAAGUCAUUAAAGAUGUUCACAGUUUUAAGCAAAUACUGAGGAUGAGAAGGGAUGGAGAAAAAAUAAAAGGCAUAGGCCUGUGAUGGAAGGAGGCAAGAGAGAUUAAAUAACCAAAUAGAAGGGAAAAUGGAGAUGAUAGUUAUAUAGAGAAACAAAAGAGGAAGUAUAAAUGGUCAUGAUAAAAUCACUACCUGCAUCAGAUGUCCAAAAAAAGGCUGUGACUAUGAUCCAAAAUUGUUGAACUGAAAGUUUUCUUUUACUUUGCGCCAUCAUUCCUGUUAUCAUUUAAUCUCUGUUCCCUUCCAUCCAAUCACAGGGCUUCCCUUUUGUUUUAUCUACCUCCCAUUGCCUCUCUUGCUGUAGUUGCUUAAAACCUGUUCCUGUUUCUACAGAUUUUCUUUUCACAGAUACUGUCAGACUGACGCAAUAUUUCCAGCCUUUUGAUCUUAUUCUUUGCUUUUGUAUUCUUUACUGCUAAUUGUAAUGACAGUGAUUUUGCAUGUCUUUUCAAAUGGUCUCAACUUCUCCGGCCACCUUUAAAAAUGUGCAUACCUGUACCCGCCUCAGGUCCUUUCACUCCUGUGCCUGCUGUGCAGUUUAGUUAUUGCCUCCACAUUUUUCCUACCAUUACAUACUUAAUUCCACUAAAUUUAAUCUGCCGUGUGUCUGCCCAUUUCACCAGUCUGUCAACAUCCUCUUGAAGUCCUACUAACCUCUUUGUUGCCUGCAUUUCUGAGUUUCAUGUCCUCUGUAAACUUUGAAUUUCUUACUUGCUUACCCAAGUUCAAGUUACCACUAGUCCCAACAUCGACUCCACUCCAUAUUGCUUUCUGGUCCAGAAAAAAAAAAUCCGUUUAUGUCUGCUUUCUUGUACCUACUGCCUCGUUUAAGGAUAGUUUUUAAAAACUUACAUAUGUUUUAUUAGUGGAACCAGAAACCUCAAAAUUGUAGUGUUUAGAAACUUCGUAGAACUCUACAUUAUUCAACAAACAAACUUAUCACAAAUUGAAGGUGCAAGCUUUGUGGUGCAAAUAUUUAUUUCUUUAGUUUAAACAAGUGACCUUUCAAAGCUACUUUAAUAUUUUGUGAAGUAAGUGUCUUGCUGUUUACGGUGAAUUCCAGCCAUUCUCCUACUCUGGAAAAGAACUCAUCAGAAAUCAUAAAUACAGCAGUUGAAACACCCUACUUUGGUUAAAUCAGGUGUUCUUACAAGUUUAAGUGCCUGUUAUCUGUUUUACAUCUGUAUAAGACUAUUAAAAUUAAGUUAUGGUGUUACAGCACAGAAACAGGGUCAGUAUUUCUAUUUCGAUGCUCCUGACCCCCACCAUUGCCCUGUACUCUCAGUAGACAAUGACAUGUAGAACUGAACAUUAAUAGGAAUAGUUUGCUGCUUGUUAAUUAGAUUCAAAUAUGUUGGUUAGGAAGGCGACUAGGAAAUGUAAUAUUGCAUUGAGAAAUUAUUCUGGUGUUACCUAAAAGGUUGGAGUCCGGUUUCCAACUACAUUGGUCUUCAGAAUGAAUUAAGAUGUUUUGUCAGAAAGGAAGGAAAUUUUUUUUUUGUGGAAAGAAGAUUGUAAUCUGAGUUACGUUCAUUUAAAAAAAAGGCUGAAAGCCUCUAUAAAUUGUAAGGAUAUGAUUACCCACCGUUGUUCUCUGAAUCGGAACCUUAUGACUAGUGGCAGAGAGGAUAUAUAGACGUGGGUUAUAUUCUUACUGAAGAGGACAUAGAGUGUGGCCUUUUCCACUUUCUAGCAAAAUUAAAAUCCAAAGCAAAGUAUUUUGUGAGCUGGGUGCCUGUCAGUUGGAUAUAGAAGAAAGGUUAGAAUUUCUGUUAAAUUUUGUGGAUGAAAUCUACAAGAAAGCUAAUGUGUUAGUUGACUAUAAGACAUGGUAAGACUUGCAGUAGUUUUCAAGAAUCAUACUAUCAUUCAAAAUAUUUCGUGGAAUUUAACAGGUAAUAAAACAGAACGCAGAAAUUCAAUUUGGAAAUACCUUAUUUGGUGUUUGCAUUUAAACUGUUGGAUUGUGCUGAAGUCUCACACAGAUUCCUGGCCUUAACUGUUGCUUUUUUUAAAAAAACCCAGUGGAUGCAAUCAUUUCUAGCAGCUUUGAUGAUGCAAGUGGGACUUUCUGCAAUGUCCACAAAGGAUGAUUGUGACAUAUCGUGAUCAGUCAGAUAUGAAGCAUAGGUGCUUGUACACCACAAGUGGUAGAAAUAGAAGGACUGGAUCCGGAUGCCUACUGAUCUGGCAGACAAUAGAAUUGGAGUAGCAAUAUCAGAUACAUGAAUGCCUGGGUAAUAGUUAAUGGGUACUGAAGAUGUGACUUGGAAUGGAUCACUGAAAACAGAUUAACAGGGUUUUUGAAGUAACACAUAAUACACCAAAUUUGGAAGUUAAGAUGAUGAUGGUCAAUUUGAGAGAAAUGUUCUAGUCAUAGGAAGUUUUAGCCCAGUUUUAAUGUAUUCAUUAGAUGGUGGUUUCCCCUUUGUGGAUGGAACAUAUUGAUUAAAAAUGUUUAGGAUUGAAGUAAAAAGAGGCAUUAUGAAAGUUCUAUUUAUUUCAAUUUAGGAGAUGACAAAAAGUUAAAGUUGCUGAAAAGAAUUCUUACACCAGAAAAAGUAGCUGAAAUUAGCUACCUUGUAAGUAUGGAUGUAUUGUACAGUAAGCUACCUGACUACUGAGCAAAGCUUCCCUGAAAAAGAAUUCCUAAGUGAAAUCAAACAUGGAACAUGAUAAAGCAAUUUUUUUGGAGAGCCAGUAGGUUACUACAUCCCCCAAACACUGUCUAAUAUUUCUACUCAGAAAUUUAGAUAAGUGCUUAUAGUAUCUGGUGAUUAAUAAGUUGAGAGAAAAAAAAAAUUGCCCGAAAGGU
Stegostoma tigrinum is the source of this 8125-nucleotide messenger RNA. RefSeq names its product MLX interacting protein (gene mlxip). NCBI's taxonomy places the organism in Eukaryota, Metazoa, Chordata, Chondrichthyes, Orectolobiformes, Stegostomatidae. The transcript has 17 exons. Gene Ontology annotation, cellular component: nucleus. Gene Ontology annotation, biological process: regulation of transcription by RNA polymerase II. Bases 117 to 2882 code for a protein of 921 amino acids. The record is from RefSeq and is a predicted model, not a curated record. Gene Ontology annotation, molecular function: DNA-binding transcription factor activity, RNA polymerase II-specific; protein dimerization activity; RNA polymerase II cis-regulatory region sequence-specific DNA binding.